Molecule: messenger RNA, 1214 nt
Organism: Ornithorhynchus anatinus (platypus)
Lineage: Eukaryota; Metazoa; Chordata; Mammalia; Monotremata; Ornithorhynchidae
Exons: 7
Coding region: 150-1016 (288 amino acids)
Molecular function (GO): oxidoreductase activity
Source: RefSeq, a predicted model, not a curated record
GGGGUCGUUGCGACACUUUUACGACGCCCGGGAGGGCGGCGUUUACGGCAGUGGGCGGUCGCUAGGGAACGAGGCCUGUAGUGGGGGGGGGGGGCGGUGCGUCCUUUGGGCCUGCUGGUCUACCUGCCCUGCCCUGGCCCUUAGGCAGGAUGGCCUCUGCCACCCUCGGGAAGGGGUUGCCGGUGCCCACCGUGCCCCUGGCCAAUGGCUUAAACAUCCCCAUCCUGGGGCUGGGUACUUCCCACGUGGGUGGCUAUUCCCAUGAUGCAGUAAUAUAUGCCCUGAAAGAAUGUGGCAUUCGUCAUAUUGAUACAGCCAAGAGGUAUGGGUGUGAAUUGCUCCUGGGGAAGGCCAUCCAGGAAAGCGGUGUGAAGCGGGAGGAACUGUGGAUCACUACGAAGCUGUGGCUCACGGAUUACGGCUAUGAGAGUGCUAAGCAGUCCUGCCUGGAAUCCUGCAACAGGCUCGGCGUAGAGUAUCUAGAUCUGUUCUUGAUCCAUUGGCCUGAUGCACAGCUUCCCGGGAAGAGCAGCCGAGAGGCCCGAGCAGAGACCUGGAGAGCCAUGGAAGAGCUGUAUGAUCAAGGUAUAUGCCGGUCCAUUGGUGUAAGUAACUUCCUUAUUAAUCAUCUGGAGCAACUAAAGGAAGAUUGUGAUGUAACACCACAUGUCAACCAGGUUGAAUAUCAUCCUUUCCAAAGACCUCAAGAGCUAUUGGAUUACUGUCGAAAGAGAAACAUUGUUUUUGAAGGCUACUCCCCUCUGGCGAAAGGGGAGGUGCUGACUCACCCUCACGUUGUCCGGCUGGCGAGGAAGUACGGCAAAACUCCUGCCCAAAUCUGCAUUCGCUGGAGCAUCCAGAAUGGGGUCGUCACUAUUCCAAAAUCUACCAAGCCCAAAAGAUUAAAGGAAAACUGUGAGGUGUUUGAUUUAUCUCUAGCAGAAGAUGAUGUUUCAGUUUUGAACAGUAUGCAUGAUGGACGGCACGUUUCCUGGGAUCCAAGUUUUAUUUUGUAGAUUGCAAGUAUUAAACUUUUCCCUAUGCCAAUAUGAACUCUGCAGCAAUGUGCCUUAAUUUUCACAAUCUAAAAAUCACUAUUUGAAAUGCGGUAGGUUUAUUCAUAAAAUACAAUAUCCCAAACUAAAAUUUCUUAAGGAUGUUCUUAUGAAAAAUCUGAAAUGUCAAUAAAAUCUAAUUUUCUGGUGGUUGAAUGA